Diaporthe batatas is the source of this 4217-nucleotide messenger RNA. RefSeq lists its product as uncharacterized. Lineage: Eukaryota; Fungi; Ascomycota; Sordariomycetes; Diaporthales; Diaporthaceae. The transcript has 2 exons. The record is from RefSeq and is a predicted model, not a curated record. The coding region runs from base 1087 to 1929 and encodes 280 amino acids. Gene Ontology annotation, cellular component: plasma membrane.
GGCAAGUCUCACCAUCCUGUCCCUGUCUCUCCUUUCCUCCCUCACACACGCCCACACCCACCCAGAGCCCAAGCCCAACCUUGACCUGGAACCCAGCUCGCUCGUGCUCGUGCUUGUGCCGUGCCCACCGACCGCCAUUCCCCUUCCUUUCCCACUCUGUCCCGUCCAUUUUCAUCGCUCUCUUUUUUCGUCUCUUUUGAUCAGGUCUUCCAUCUCGUCAUUCCCCCAGCCCACUCAUUCAGCAGCCACUCACUCGGUCAAUCAUUCCAGGGCGAAGGAGAAGGAGAAGGAGACAUAACCGACACACAACCGCGAAAAACAACGUGAUCCUCGAGCCGGCACAACACACACCCGCCAAGUCAAGUCCCGCCAGAGUCACUCGUUUUCGCUCCAGUGCGCCUGCCUGUGUUUUGUUUCCUGGUUUCAGGUCCAGGCCUGUCUUUUCUUCCCCUACUUCUCCCAUCUGCCACCCACCUGGUACUGUUCCAAUACGGACACCGACCAGCUCAGCCGACCUUACCUCCCUUUCUUGCACUUCCCCCCCUACCUGGGUCCUCGACGUUCUAUUUCCUUCCGGAUUCCACACUACGCCUUCCUCACUCGCCGACCACCAACGCGGCUCAUCCCUCGCUCUCCAACCGCAUCUCCCUUUCACCAGGAACUGCGAAGAAAGGGCCUGUUUCCGCCAGGGACCCCAUCAAUGUCAUCUCCGCCCCAAAUCCAAAAGGGAGAAUUGUAGGAUACUAAAAUCAGGAAGUGGGAUAGCGUGAACGGAAAGGGUUCACAAAGGAAACAAGACUGUUGGAUCUCGCCCUCGAUUGUGCCAGCCUUUGUCCGAACCACAGUCUAUUCUUACUCGCCCGCCACCCAGGGUACCCGACGAAGACCUCGUGGCUCUCUGGUCGAGUCCACAAACAAAGACUCGCCUCUCUGUCAAGCCGACCGUUGUGUCGACCACAGAAGUCGUCCUUGCCGACGACACCCUCGCCAUCGGAAGGCCGCAAACCGAUUUGCACCAACCCCGUCGAAAUCUUUCGCUGUUUUCCGAUCCGAUUUCAAAUUGAUUCGUCAGCCAAAUCACCCAAAAUGAAGACGACAACACUUCUCGCAGCGGCAAUCGCUUCUGUACUGCCAGCAUAUGCAGCCACCACCACAGCAGCCUCGAACCUCGAAGAGCCAUCAGCGGCACCAACACUCGGAGCCCAGAUCGUCCAGGGAUGCUUCUCAUCAUGGGGAAACCUUCAAUUCAACUCGACGCCAGACUUUAACUCGAAGAGUAAGUGUGCUGUCGACCUGUGCUACGCCGGCGGCUUCCAAGUUGCUGCGACGACCGGCGGCAAUCAGUGCUAUUGUGGUAAUGAAUACCCACCGAAGGAAUCGCUCGUGGAUGAUUCCAAUUGCGACGUGCCCUGCCCCGGCUAUGGCGUUCAAGCCUGUGGUGGCAUCGAUUUUUACACAGUCUACAACACUGGUAUCAUGCUGGCGGUCAAAUUCUCCGCCGAGAACGUAACAUCCUCCUCUGCAACCCCAAGCGUGGUCGCAUCAUCCACGAUCGUGUCAGGCGGUCAGACCAGUGUUGUGUACGUGACUUCUUCGCCAUCGAGUCAGCCAGAAGAGGACAAGGGCGGCCCACCUAUGGGAGGAAUCAUCGCCGGCGUGGUGGUUGGUGUCGUGGUUGUCGGUGCAGCAUUCGGUGGACUUUGGUUCUACAUGCGCCAGAAGAGGAACCGAGAGAUCGAGGAGGAGCACCGCCGCAACGCAGCUGUCAAUGCCUUCAUGGGCGGUAAGCCACCCGGCAGCAGUGGCGGUUACUCGAUGGAGACGGACACCCGUCUGGACCCCGUCAUGGCCCAGCGGAGGAUGAGCAGUGGCAGCAUCGCCGACAACCAAGAUUACUCGCGACGAAUCCUUCGUGUGACCAACGCGUGAUGACGUUCCCCAUUUACGACGAACGAUUCCUGCCUGUACUCUACUCUUCUAUUGGCAUCUUUCGGCGUUUGGUAAAUUGUUCUCAUGUCACCGGUCAAUCAUACCACGCGACGAACCUCCGGCGUUUCAUAUUGGCACAAGGAAAGCAACAUAUCUGGGGUCACGAACAGGACGUGGGCAUAUAUCUCCCCCAAGGCAUCCGUUGCCUCUUCCUCCGCCGUCCCCUCCUUCGCCAAUCUUUCGGCACUUCUUUCGGUAUGCCUCCGGCACGUCUCCUCCCCUGAGCCCCCCGGCCAGAGACGACGACGAUCCUCUUGAGACUACCACUUUUUCGUCACUACGAUUAGCUUUGUGAUACCACUAUUUUGGAGACUGGGUGAAGGCGUGGAUAUGGAGUAUUCAACCACAACCCAAAAGACAAGGCUUGUCCCGAGACAAGGCAACCUUGAUGCAUCUAUAUUUAUUAUUUGUCAGGGCGGCUGAUUUUGGGAACAAGGAGAAAAGGACGUUAGAACGGGGACCAAUAACCCAGAAUGAGCGGGAAUAGGCUGGCCGCUCGCUUGUCAGGUUGUCUGGAAGCGGCAAGAAAGCGCACAUAUGGCCGGGAUGGGUGGGGGAUGUUGCGUCCGUCUUGGAGUGAGUGCCCGGUGUUCUGAGAGAGAAUCUAUUCUACAGGCCAUCAAAGAUGCGAGCAUCCCGCCUCCCGAAUGUAUCAGUUGUCAGCCUGUGCCAAGGAAACACCUUGGAAUGUUCGAGACAGGUAAUUGAUGGAUAGACAUAUCUUUUAUUUUCUUUAUCAGACAAUUCCAUCUUCAUCCCAGACGGCGGGGAAUCAAAGCUAUGUGGUGGAAUGUGAUUCCCAGUCAUCUUUUCUGAUGUCGGAACCCGAGCGCGCUCGACGCCGCGCCCGGCGCCCACCGUCUGUCUAAAUGGCACCGACGGCCUAGCUCACUUACGACACCUGUCUUGUGCCCGCUGUCUCACGUCUAUCUCGCAGCUGAACACCGUCACACGACCCGCCGACCAACGCCCCCAUCGCACAUUAUCUCGGACUCGGCAAAUGUUUCCACUCGACGAGCAAACGCGAUAUUGUUGCGGUCGCUGUGAGAUUCCGUGGGGGUGGGAGGGAGGUAUUGUGGUGUGUUUCACACUGGGUCUUGCAAGAUCUCUUGAGUGGAGGACUGGGGAGGGAGGGAUCCGCGGCUGGUUGUUCUAGCACACGCUGGGCGAAAGACACUCCUCGAGGCCGGAACCUAAAGAGCAAAAAGAGGCAUCGGCCUGGCCGGCUCUUGAUAGGACACACACACACACACACACACACACACAUACACACACAGAUCGGGCUAUCGACUGUUGUGUUGCCUCCAUCCACUUGGGUUCCCCCUCGCCUUUUCCCGGCCGAAUCCUUUUCGAUCCGACCGCCUGGGGAUUGUUGGGCCGCGCAAAAGGGUAGAUGUGCGGACGUGGGAAUUGAUCUGGUGUGUGUGUGUAUCGCUGUGACACGGCGAGAGGGAACAGGAGGUACGGAUUGAUGUACAGUUCGCCCUGUGAGGCUCGUUUGAUUCUUGGCCACUUGAUGGGUGGUGGCACGGGUCGGACGGUGACGGGUCGGUCCUUGGACAAUCAUCGUACGCACGUACGUACGUACGGCCAGGCUGGAGGCUGGGAUUGAUCAUCUCUAAUGGCGGGGAGGAGGUGGCGCCGCCAGGGGCAGGGACAUGUUGCUGGUGCUAGGGGCAGUUGUCUGAUCGUGGGGGUCGGCUGGCUUGUCUGGCGGACUGUGCUUGCUACAGUCGGAUCAGAGAUGGGAUGGGGUGAUGCUUGCCAUGGAACGAGCUGAUAUAUUGAGCCCAUAUCGCUGCAAGGGAAAGAGGGGAGCCGGCCGUCACCAUGCCCAUAGCUCUUGGAAAGCAUACCUAGGUUGCAGCACACAAUCUACUACCUAUUCAACUGUGAAGCCAUUGUGGAAAGCCGGCUUCUAGAGCCCCUGGGAUGAUCGAUCUGCUGCAAAACCUCCGUUGGCCCAGCCUGCCCAGGUGCUAUGGGGGGUUCUCCACCUGCCUGCCUAUCAACUUGUUGGCAUUGAUUCGAUGCGUGGGAGAGGCCGCUGAUUGUUGUCCUGGUGGUUGAGCUAGCUGGACCGAGGCAAUAAGUAAAUGCAUCGCACGAGGUUGGAGGAUCCCUGGGGCCGUCGGUGUCCACACAGCAUCCAACACACCAGCGCAAUCUUAGAAGUCUCUAAGGCGGGAUAUUGGUUGUGAGGCCCCAGACAUGACAAAGUAGUUUCG